UUCAUUUUGACUGAAAUAUGUAGCCUUCAUUAAUUAUCGUCACAUUCCUCUGUCAGCUUCCUACAAUUCUACAGUUUUAUUUGAGAAAUAAAAUAUCUGUAAAUAUGAACAACGGUAUUUUAAAACUCAAAGACAAGGAGAGAACCUUCUCCCGUGGAACCGUGAAGAAAGAUGCUUUUCGUGGAUUUGGUGGGGUCACACAUCGCAUCAGGAUGAAAGUUAAUCGACGCAUCGGUCUGACCCGUCUUGGCUUCUUGGGUCCCCACGAGGCAAAUGGGUAUUACGAGGUCACCAUCGUAAUUGAAACUGUUCCCGACUGGCGCAUCGUUCUUGACCACAAAAAAAUUGGUGUGUAUGCCAAAAAAGGGGAAAUGUUCUAUAUCGAGUUCGACGGGGUUUUCACCCUGGAGGCGAAUAAGUACUACAGUAUUGGCUUCAUGUUGAAUGGCCCAAAAACUGGAGUUUUGGAGCUGAAAAACUGGAGAAGCGUCAUCCAAGUGGAGGAUAAUUCGACCGUGUUCUACUUUUUGCUUGGAUCACGACAAUUAGCAGAAUUGAAAUAUGUCCUUCUUGAUAAAUAACACCAAUGCUGUGACAGAUAAUGUUCCCAAACAAUUUUAAACUAAA
Messenger RNA from Folsomia candida, 627 nucleotides. RefSeq lists its product as uncharacterized. The record is from RefSeq and is a predicted model, not a curated record. NCBI's taxonomy places the organism in Eukaryota, Metazoa, Arthropoda, Collembola, Entomobryomorpha, Isotomidae. The transcript has 3 exons. The coding region runs from base 105 to 581 and encodes 158 amino acids.